GUGGAGAGCAGCAUACAUGUAAAUCCAGUUGUCUAUUGUGCAUGAACUGCACGAAAAGCAAGAUCAUCACAUCAGAAGACUUUACAAACACGACAGUGUGAUUGAACUAGACACCAGUUAUGGCAGAUCAACCUUCCUCUCAAGGGAAUGAGGACGUAAGCACCUUGGUGAGAAAACAACUUGACGAAGUCACAAGAAACAGUAAAUCAAUUAAUGGAUCCCUGACAAGAUACAUUCUGAACACCAGAACUGUAGUUGAUAAAGAAAAAUUGAAGAGAGAAACAUUUGGAGAAAGAGACACAAGAAAACGUAAUAAAACCAUAUUAAUGGUUGGAGAAGCAGGAACAGGGAAGUCGACUCUCAUCAACGCCAUUAUCAACUACAUGCUGGGUGUCAAAUGUACUGACAGAAUCUGGUGUGAGAUCAUAGAGACGAAAGAAAAACAAACUGAUUCUCAGACAAAAGCAGUGACUGUGCAUGAUGUGUUUGUUGAGGAGAGUCCGUUCUCUCUCACUGUCAUUGACACACCUGGAUAUGGAAGCACAGAAGAGAAAUAUAAUGAUUUAAAAACUACUAAAACUCUUUAUCAGUUAUGCAGAGAUGAAGUUCAUGAAGUUAAUGUAGUGUGUCUUGUGGUGUCAUCGAAGAUCACUCGACUCACAGAUAAACAGCUAUACAUUUUUGAUGUAAUUCUUUCUUUAUUUGGUAAAGAUGUGGAGAGAAACAUUGUUCUGCUCAUCACACACGCCACACAAAAGCCUGUAAAUUGCCUUAACGCCAUCAAAGAAUCAAAAGUCAAAUAUGCAAAAACUGAUGAUGGAAAGCCUGUGUACUUCAGCUUUGACAACUCUCACUGUGAAGCCUUUAAUGAAGAAGAUGAAGACACAGGAUUUGAUGAAGAAUACCACAAAGCAGCCUGGCAUAAAAAUGAGGAAAACAUGAAGAACUUUUUUGCUUUUCUGUCUGACAGUAAACCUGUAAGCUUGAGUCUGACUGAAAAUGUGCUGCAAACCCGCAAACAACUGAAAGCAGCCAUCGACAACUUAAAGGAGCGAAUCAAACAGACAGAACUAAGAAAAAAGGAGCUUGAACAGACAAAAGCAGCUUUGGAGCAACACAAGAAAGAAAAGAAGGACAGUAAUAACUUUGAAUGUGAAGUUGAACAGUGCUACAAAGAAAAGGUUCCUAUACAGUCUGAUUGGUGGCAGUUGGGCAAAGAGGCGACUUGCUGCAGUGUGUGUGAGGAGAACUGUCAUUAUCCUGGAUGCUGGUGGGUCAAAGACGUCUACUGGUGCAGCGUCAUCUCAAGGGGAAAGUGUACUGUCUGUACUGGAAAGUGUGAUUACACUCAGCAUGUUAAAGAGGGGAAAAUGUAUGUGACGAAGACUCGGAAGGUGAAGAAGACUAAUGAAGAUCUGAAGAAGAAAUAUGAGGAAGAGUCUGGAGAGAAAAUGAGUUUGACAAGCAGACUGGAGAAUGAAAUAAAAGAAAAUGAAAGAGAGAAAAUCAGGCUGGUGGAAGAGUGUUAUCACUGCGUUGUCACUCUGAAGAUGAUUGCUUUAAAGGCUGAAUCUGAGUCCACCCUACAACAUCUGGACUUCCUGAUAGAGAAAGUGAAGGAAACAGGAAACACAGAAAGAGUGCAAAAGCUUGAACAAAUGAAGAAACAUACUACAACUUAAAGCCAAGGAAUGUAGGGAUAUGCAUGAUGAUUUUUGUUUAAAAAAAAAAAGACAGACAAGCAUGUGUGUGAAUGAAUUGUUGUGUGUGUGUGAGAAUGUAUGUCAUGUUAAUGAUUACU
Colossoma macropomum (tambaqui) is the source of this 1801-nucleotide messenger RNA. RefSeq lists its product as uncharacterized. The coding region runs from base 120 to 1682 and encodes 520 amino acids. Lineage: Eukaryota; Metazoa; Chordata; Actinopteri; Characiformes; Serrasalmidae. Gene Ontology annotation, molecular function: GTP binding. The record is from RefSeq and is a predicted model, not a curated record. The transcript has 3 exons.